Rotaria sp. Silwood1 is the source of this 1968-nucleotide messenger RNA. The record is from the annotation of a GenBank genome assembly. Lineage: Eukaryota; Metazoa; Rotifera; Eurotatoria; Philodinida; Philodinidae.
UGAUAAUAUUUAUUUUUCUAUUAAUUUUAUUUAGACGAACAUCAUUAAGCAUCAGCAAAACAAUUAUUUCGUUCAGCAAAUAUGACUCAAACGAUGGCAAAGACGAGAAAUUUCAAAUUUUGAAUAUCUUAUGUAUCUAAACAAGAUUUAAAUCAAUAUCCUGUAUUUCCGUGGAUUAUAGCUGAUUAUGAAAGUGAAAAACUUGAUUUAAAUUCUCCAUCAACUUAUCGAGAUUUAUCAAAACCAAUUGGUGCAUUAAAUCCUACAAGAAAAUCAUUUUUUAUUGAACGUUAUAAUAAUUGGGAAUCUGAUACAAUACCACCAUUUCAUUAUGGUACACAUUAUUCAACAGCUGCAUUUACACUUGGUUGGCUUAUUCGACUUGAACCAUUUACAACAUUUUAUUUAAAUUUACAAGAAGGAAAAUUUGAUCAUGCUAAUCGAUUAUUUCAUUCAAUACCAUUAUCAUGGCAAAAUUGUCAACGUGAUUCAUCAGAUGUUAAAGAAUUAAUACCGGAAUUUUUUUCUCUACCUGAAAUGUUAACAAAUUGUAAUCAUUAUAAAUUAGGACGAACUGAAGAUGGAAUUAAAGUUGAUGAUGUUAUUUUACCUAAAUGGGCACAAACAUCAGAAGAUUUUAUUCGAAUUAAUCGAACAGCAUUAGAAUCUGAAUUUGUUUCAUGUCAUUUACAUCAUUGGAUUGAUUUUAUUUUUGGUUAUAAACAAAGAGGAUCUGAAGCUGUUCGUGCUGUUGAUGUUUUUUAUUAUUUAGCAUAUGAAAGUGCUGUUAAUCUUGAUUCAAUAACAAAUCCAACAGAUCGUACUGCUAUUGAAACACAAAUAAGAAAUUUUGGUCAAGCACCAGCACAACUUUUAACUGAACUACAUCCACCAAUAAAUUCAGCCAUGAAUUUAACUCCAAUGAUGUAUAAUGUUACACCAGAAGAUGUAUCAAUGAUAAUGAAAUUUUCAUCAAAUGCACCUAUUAUUCAUGUUUCUGCUAAUACAAAUCCAACACUUUCCAUACAAGCUAUUAUUACAAUUAGUAAUAAACAUGAUUUUUCUAUAAAUAAAUAUCAUCCAAAUGCUAGUACACCAACACAAACUUACCCUGAAUCAUCACAAACAUCAAUACAUCAACAAACACAAUUACCAUUAAGCAUGGAUUCAAUAUUAGUAUCAAAUAUAAAUUUAAAUCUUCAUCAUUUGGGUGAUCAUUGUGAUGAACGUAUUCAACAACGACAUCAAAGUUUUGUUGUUACUGCUGAUAAUCGUUAUAUAAUAUCAACUGGUUAUUGGGAUAAAAGUUUUUGUGUACAAAAUACUGAUAUAGCUAAAAUUACACAAGUACUCUAUGGUCAUUUUGAUAUUGUUACAUAUGUAUGUCGUUCAGAAGUAACUAUUGCUGAAAAUUGUUUUCUUGCAAUUGGUUCACGUGAUUGUACAGUUUGUAUUUGGAUAUGGAAUGGUACAAAAGGUGCAAUAGUUGAUCGUGAAUAUCCAAAUCAAGAAAUCAAUCCAUCACCAGCAGCAAUUUUAACUGGUCAUGAUAGAGAAAUAACAUGUUUAUGGAUAUCAGCUGAACUUGGUAUUGUUUUAAGUGGUAGUGAACAAAGUCUUGUACUUCAACAUACACUUAAUGGUGAUAUAUUACGUUCAUUUGAAAAUCCAUCAAAAAUAUCUACACCACGUCUAUUAUCACCAUCAAAUGAUGGUGAUAUUAUUGUUUGUUAUGAUCGUUCAAAAUUAUGUUUAUAUACAUUAAAUGGAAAAUUAAUGAGACAAGCAAUAUUUGAAGAUGAAACUAUUCAAUGUAUGGUUUUAAAUGCUGAUAGUCAAUAUACAGUUAUUGGUGGUGAUCGAGGUUUUGUACAAAUCAUUCGAACACAUGAUUUACAACCUGUUUAUGCUUAUCCACAAUGUGAUGCUAGUAUUCGUUCAUUAGCAAUAACUCAUGAUCAAAAGUAA